Zerene cesonia (dogface butterfly) is the source of this 1721-nucleotide messenger RNA. Its product is annotated as DNA-binding protein D-ETS-6-like. Gene Ontology annotation, biological process: regulation of transcription by RNA polymerase II; cell differentiation. The record is from RefSeq and is a predicted model, not a curated record. Lineage: Eukaryota; Metazoa; Arthropoda; Insecta; Lepidoptera; Pieridae. The coding region runs from base 758 to 1483 and encodes 241 amino acids. The transcript is spliced from 6 exons. Gene Ontology annotation, cellular component: nucleus. Gene Ontology annotation, molecular function: DNA-binding transcription factor activity, RNA polymerase II-specific; sequence-specific DNA binding.
AGAUACGUAUACAAAAUUUGAAUUAAAUCUGUGUGUUUAAAGUGGGUGAAAAUCUAGUCUAAGGGAGUCGGUUACAUACAAAUACACAAGCAUAUGUACCGACUAUACUAUAUAAAAGCGUGGUGAAGAGAGUAUCAAUGGUGCGAUUGGUCAAGAUUUCAUAUUUAGUCACCAUUACAAAAGUCGUAGUCAAUAGAGAUCGAUAGUCUCAUAACUUUCAACCGGAACAAACUGUCUUCCGCACCUCCGAGAUCCAGGAGCCGACCUACUUCUGGCUAGACAGUACGCACUUGACUCACUAAUUGAGCUUAAAGUUGUACUAAAAAAUCAUUGCGCAGCUUCCGAGAAUGCGUUUUCCUCGUCACCGAAUGAUUAAGCGCGACGUCACAGAUGACGAUUGUUUUAAUAAAAAGCACGGCGAGUUCGCGCGGCCCGCCAUAGUACGAGCACCUCGUGCUGCGGACUGAUAUGAAGUGCGAAUUAGUGGAGAAAUUAACACCGACUAUUGUUGAACUGUUAUCAAAACCGCGAAAUUUAAAUGAUUUAUUACGUGAUUUAUUAAGUGUUUAUAUAUAUUAUUUAUAGUGCAGCCGUCAAAUAAAUAAUUUUUAACAAACUACAAAUUCUUAAAAUGGCGCUGAAUAGUUCAAGUGUAUCCUGAAUUGUUAGAUAUAGUGAUAAAAGGAUAAUAUAAGCUCGUGAAAGGUUUAGAGUGUGUGUAGUGAGUAGCGGCACACUGGCGCCCCGCAAUGCCUGCAUGGAGUCCCUCCCUCCGCCGCCCUCCGACACGGACACCGAUUCGGGGGAUGAAACGGUACCUGCCGAUCCAGAGACGUGGGUCCGCCGCGACGUGUUGCGGUGCGUGCGCUGGGUUGCGCGCACGUUCAGUGUGCGCGCGCCGCGGAAGCACCUGCUGCCCGACACCGGCGCCGGCCUGCUGCAGCUCACUGAGGAUAACUGGUUACAGGUGUGCGAAGGCAGUUCGGAGGCUGCUCGAAUCUACCACGCGUACGUGCGGCACGCGCAUGCGACAGCGAAGGGUAGGCCUCCGCCUCCGCCGCUGCCGGAGCACCAAGCCUCUACUUCUACAUCGCAACAGAUCAAUCCAUACGCAGCGUUGAGCGGCUGCGCACGGACGAGUGGCGGUCAAGUGCAGCUGUGGCAGUUCCUGCUGGAGGAGCUGGCCGCCGGCGCGCCCGGCAUAUGCUGGGAGGGUUCCCCCGGCGAGGGAGAGUUCCGUCUGUCAGACCCGGAGGAGGUGGCGCGGCGCUGGGGCCGCCGCAAGCAGAAACCUAACAUGAACUACGACAAGCUGUCGAGGGCGCUAAGAUACUAUUACGACAAGAAUAUUAUGGGCAAGGUCCAUGGCAAGCGAUACGCAUAUAAGUUCUGUUGGGCGGGCUUAGCGGCGGCGUGCCAGGCGCAGGCCGACGCGCCGCCCUACUGGCCCUACCUCCACAACUCACAGCAACCCCCGCAGUGACUUCCCGAAAUAUCUAGAACGUUAUCCGAGCCUGAAGAAAUUCUACAUAAUCAUGAAAUAGGAAUGAUUGACGAAACACGUUAUACGUUUUACCUUAUCAAUUAAGCUAGCUUUUGCGCUCGCGUUCUCGAGGGUAAUUAUAGAUAAUAUAUUAGUCUCGGGAUUUUCCCGAUAGAUCCUUGACCUUUCUUGGGCCUCAAACUAUCUAUGUACCAAAUUUCCUCCAAAUUGGUUCAAU